Messenger RNA from Ceraceosorus bombacis, 1903 nucleotides. The record is from the annotation of a GenBank genome assembly. NCBI's taxonomy places the organism in Eukaryota, Fungi, Basidiomycota, Exobasidiomycetes, Ceraceosorales, Ceraceosoraceae.
AUGUCGGGAUAUUUGUACCUCUCCUUUCAGCGUCCGCCUCCAGCGGAAGUGAACGUGGAGGCAGCCCUUGUAUGCACUGGCUCGAGAGCUGCGAAGCAGACGAUCAACAUUUCACCGCUGCUGACCAACGAUCUCCGAGACGAGGCAUUUGUACCCGAAAGUCUUGCUGGAGCUCCGCGGCUGCACUUCGCUUGGGUGACCCUGAAUCAAGAAGCUGGACGAGAAUGGCAGGUAAAGGCGCUGGGAAGUGUCUGCAGCACCGCAUGGCUUGGGCCUGAGUCCGCCUGGAAGACCGUGAGCAUCGCUCUACCCGAGCUGGAGCGUUAUGACGGUGAUAUUUGGGUCCGACUUGCCCUUUGGGCAUCUACCGCGAGCAAGGAAGUCUUGAGCGCGGAGAACCUCACUCAGGUUGUGCAAGAUGCGCUUCGGGUGCCGAUUGAGGUACACACGUCAGCAAAUGGUCAGCCAAGGAUCAUUCCGGUGCUCAGUGGUCCCAUUCUACUGCGCAAAGCUUCCAUUCAAGCCGUUCAGAUUCACAAGCACGCGUCUCAGAAAGGUGCCUGGACCUCCACCCAGCAGCUCGCGAGCACGGCUAAGGAGAAUGUGAAGACAAAGUUAGACACUCUGACCCGCCUCUUCUCGUUAUGUCUACCCUAUGAAGACUCGGCGUGGAUGUGCAAGCCUUCCGCUGUGUCAACAAGCGCUUCUAAAGUUGAGCCGAGCGCAUCAACCAUCAUGAUCACGGAAAGGACUGGGUACGAGCUGGAUAAGGUGAGCGCUCCGAGCAGCUCUGCGACUUUAGCCGCAAAGUCCUCGUCAAAACUGCUCACGUCCGCGUCUACUCUUUCAGCAUCUGUGGGACGCAUCUCUGCAUCUCUCUCGUCUUCUGCGUCAUGUGAUGAAUCAGCGGGACAUCGACUCCCCAAAGGCGACAGAGCCGCUCCGCGACGGACGUCGCAAAUGGCAGAGGGUGGACAAAGAGACGGACACAAGCGCGAGCGACAAGAUCACACCUCCAGGACAGCUAGGCGCGCUUAAACAUCUUCGAACACUCCUACAACGCACGAGUCUUCGCGUCGUUGAGCUAGGUAUGCUUCAGGUCGUGCACUCACUCGCGUUGUGUGUGACUCACAGACCCUUGUUGCCAUUCAUGCAGGAGCCGGAACUGGGCUCCUCUCCAUCGCCUUGGCUGUCCUGCUCAUAGCGCGAGAUCGAGGGGCGCUCGAUAAGGCAAGGCUUGAUGCCAGGCCUCAGCCCCCGCUUGAAAACCGCGCCGAUAUUGAGACGCCUGGAACACCGCAGAAACUCCACAUGUAUGCCACGGAUUUGUGUGAGCAUCACUAAGCGAUGUCACUUCUCCUCAUCUGACACUAUGCUUUGCCCCUUCACAGCUUCCGCGCUGGAGCUGAUACAAAGCAACAUAGAUGACAAUAGGACGCUCCUUCAAGCGCAGCAAAGCUUCACACCUGAAUCCCUUCUUAUCGAGCCCUUGAUGCUAGACUGGGACGAACAAUUGCCAUCUCUGCUGCGAGAUGACCAGCCCGAUCUAGUGUUGGUAUCCGACUGCACUUACAACCCGGAAUCUUUCCCUUCACUCUGUCGCACAAUCCGAGAUCUUCUGACCCGACCGAGUGCACCUCGAGGAAAUGGGCCACAUGCGCCAGUCUGCCUUUUGUCAAAGAAGCAUCGCCACGCAGCAGAGGAAGCGCUUUGGGCAGCAAUGCAAAGCAACCACCUAUCUUGGACGCUCUUGUCUGGUGCGAAUGGGUUUGGCCAAGGCUUCAAUGCCAGCUUUGAUCCUCUAUCUACUAGCGACAUUGCGAUCGUCGCAACUGACACCGCGUCGGACGACAAGGAAUACGCCGGAUGGGGCAUCUGGCUUGUUCGCAUAGCCAGCCCAUGA